Molecule: messenger RNA, 646 nt
Organism: Megalops cyprinoides (Indo-Pacific tarpon)
Lineage: Eukaryota; Metazoa; Chordata; Actinopteri; Elopiformes; Megalopidae
Product: KIAA1143 ortholog
Exons: 3
Coding region: 90-563 (157 amino acids)
Source: RefSeq, a predicted model, not a curated record
UUGUAUAGCACUUUAAGCCGCGCGUGAAAUUUGUGUUUUCCUGAUCAACCGAUGAUUUUUUUCUUAGUUGGUUAAAACAAAGUAACACAAUGAGCAAGAAAAGCAAUGUAUCUUGGAUAAAACCUGCAGAGCCUUCAUUUCUCAGGAAAUUCAAGAAUGACGUUGGUUUCAAGGAGGGACCCACGAUCGACACAAAGAGACAAGAAUUGCCCAAAUCAGAUGAUGACAGCAGCGACAGUGACCGCGAGGAUGAGAAGCCGCAAGUGGUCGUUCUGAAGAAAGGAGACCUGACUGCCGAGGAGGUCCAGAAGAUCAAAGGCGACAUUAAAGGUUCCAAAGAAGAAGAGGAGCCACCUGCAGAUGGCAAAAUCAUGUUUAGGAAGCCCACAAAACGCUCCUCUGAGAAGUUUCAGGGCAUCACAGCCAGCUCAAGCAAGAAGAAGAAGAAGGAGGAAGAAGACAAGAUUGACAAAGGGAAGGAGGAGAACCCAGGCAAGAAGGUGAAGAACAGCAGCCUCCUCUCGUUUGGCGAUGAUGAUGAUGAGGAAGAAGAUGAGGACUAGACUCAGGAGGACAGGGAGGUGCAUGAUCGCUGAGGUGAUGCUGCUGAGGGGUAGAGUGAAGAGUAUUAAGAGUAUUGGGUUGG